AUGUGUUGCAGCCUAGGGGUUGAGCUUCAUUUCUAUCACACCUCACUCCACCCCCCUCUCCUCACCUCACUCCACCCCCCUCUCCUCACCUCACUCCACCCCCCUCUCCUCACCUCACUCCACCCCCCUCUCCUCACCUCACUCCACCCCCCUCUCCUCACCUCACUCCACCCCCCUCUCCUCACCUCUCCCCCUUCUCCUCAUCUCACCCCCCACUCCUCAUCUCACCCCCCACUCCUCAUCUCACCCCCCACUCCUCAUCUCACCCCCCACUCCUCAUCUCACCCCCCACUCCUCAUCUCACCCCCCACUCCUCAUCUCACCCCCCACUCCUCAUCUCACCCCCCACUCCUCAUCUCACCCCCCACUCCUCAUCUCACCCCCCACUCCUCAUCUCACCCCCCACUCCUCAUCUCACCCCCCACUCCUCAUCUCACCCCCCACUCCUCAUCUCACCCCCCACUCCUCAUCUCACCCCCCACUCCUCAUCUCACCCCCCACUCCUCAUCUCACCCCCCACUCCUCAUCUCACCCCCCACUCCUCAUCUCACCCCCCACUCCUCAUCUCACCCCCCACUCCUCAUCUCACCCCCCACUCCUCAUCUCACCCCCCACUCCUCAUCUCACCCCCCACUCCUCAUCUCACCCCCCACUCCUCAUCUCACCCCCCACUCCUCAUCUCACCCCCCACUCCUCAUCUCACCCCCCACUCCUCAUCUCACCCCCCACUCCUCAUCUCACCCCCCACUCCUCAUCUCACCCCCCACUCCUCAUCUCACCCCCACUCCUCAUCUCACCCCCCACUCCUCAUCUCACCCCCCACUCCUCAUCUCACCCCCCACUCCUCAUCUCACCCCCCACUCCUCAUCUCACCCCCCACUCCUCAUCUCACCCCCCACUCCUCAUCUCACCCCCCACUCCUCAUCUCACCCCCCACUCCUCAUCUCACCCCCCACUCCUCAUCUCACCCCCCACUCCUCAUCUCACCCCCCACUCCUCAUCUCACCCCCCACUCCUCAUCUCACCCCCCCACUCCUCAUCUCACCCCCCACUCCUCAUCUCACCCCCCACUCCUCAUCUCACCCCCCACUCCUCAUCUCACCCCCCACUCCUCAUCUCACCCCCACUCCUCAUCUCACCCCCCACUCCUCAUCUCACCCCCCACUCCUCAUCUCACCCCCCACUCCUCAUCUCACCCCCCACUCCUCAUCUCACCCCCCACUCCUCAUCUCACCCCCCACUCCUCAUCUCACCCCCCACUCCUCAUCUCACCCCCCACUCCUCAUCUCACCCCCCACUCCUCAUCUCACCCCCCACUCCUCAUCCCACCCCCCACUCCUCAUCUCACCCCCCACUCCUCAUCUCACCCCCCACUCCUCAUCUCACCCCCCACUCCUCAUCUCACCCCCCACUCCUCAUCUCACCCCCCACUCCCCAUCUCACCCCCCACUCCUCAUCUCACCCCCCACUCCUCAUCUCACCCCCCACUCCUCAUCUCACCCCCCCACUCCUCAUCUCACCCCCCACUCCUCAUCUCACCCCCCACUCCUCGCCUCACCCGCCUCGCCACCCCUUUCUCCGCACUCCCUUCUUGCCUUCCUCUCCUUGCCUUGUUCGCCCCUUCCCACCCCCAUCCCCCGGGCGGGCAUCAGGGCGGAGGCGGUGGCGGCGCUGAGUGUGGUGAGUGCGGGGCUCUACAGCCUCGUGGAUGACGUCAUGCCCAUGCUGCGCUCCUUCGCUGUGUGCCCCGCCACCGUCACCGCUCAGAAUGCUGCCGGCGGGGAGGGGCAGCUGGCACAUGGACCAGUAGCGGCCAUCAUAGUGCUGCCCAUAAUGCUGUCGUCCAAGCUGCUGCCGGAGAUGGAGGUGGACGGGCGAGCAAGAGAGGACGCGCUCAGGGCGCCGCUGGCAGCGCUGCCCGUGGCGCAGCAGCUGGAGAUGCUGCAGCUGCAGGGGCGAGGCGCACGGGUGGGUGCAGAGCCACGGGUGGAGGAAGGUGCAGGUGGGGUGGGCGGUGGUGGCAUGGCCAUCGAGCUGUGUCACAGCACCUCCCUCUCCUCUCCCCCUCACGCCCCGACUCUUCCCUCCCUCCUCCACGGCAGGCGGGUGUGCAUGGCGUCACAUGCAGGCGGGUGUGCAUGGCGUCACAUGCAGGCGGGUGUGCAUGGCGUCACGUGCAGGCGGGUGUGCAUGGCGUCACAUGCAGGCGGGUGUGCAUGGCGUCACAUGCAGAUCUCAACCACUGCAGCCCCGCCAUGCCCAUGGAAGACUUGCUGCUCUCCCUCUUCACACCCUUUCCUCUCCCUUCCCUUCCCUCUCCCACGGCCCGCCACUCUCUCCCUGCCCGCCACUCUCUCCCUGCCCGCCACUCUCUCCCUGCCCGCCACUCUCUCCCUGCCAUACCCUCUCUCCCUGCCAUACCCUCUCUCCCUGCCAUUCCCUCUCUCCCUGCCAUACCCUCUCUCCCUGCCAUACCCUCUCUCCCUGCCAUCCGCUCUCUCGCUGACCCUCGCUGCUCGUCCCCUCACCGGGCAGGCGAAGAUGGUGGACGUGGCGUGUGAGCGCGCGGAGAAGGUCAUUCUCGAUGCGCGCAAGGCGCACGGCAUCGGCGCGCGCCAGGCGGCGGCCAGCGUGGCAGCGCUGUACGGCGCAGGCAGCACGGACAAGGCUGCUCUCGCCCGCGUCGCCGACCAGGAGAAGCUUCUCAGAAAUGCACUGGCCACCGGCGAGGGGUUCCGAGUGGCCCCCCAGCCGGCCACUGCUGGGCCUGCUCCUCCCGCCCACCGCACGCACCCAAGCCAGGCGGCACCAGCAGCAGCGUCCCUGCCACCACACAUGCGGCCGCGCAAGAGGAAGCACCCACAUGACGCCACCACCACUGCUGCACCCGCACCUGCUGCUGCCACCGCUGCUGCCACCGCUGCUGCCACCACCGCCACUGCCACUGCCGCGCACACUGACGUGCCUGCCUCAUCACCCGCCCCGCCUGCCUGUACGUUGCCAACUCUCUCCCUUCGCCCCCAUCCCCUCUCUCUCCCCUGCCCCCGUCCCCUCCCUCCCUUGCCCCCUCCCUCUCCCCUGCCCCCGUCCCCUCUCUCCCCUGCCCCCAUCCGCUUUCUCCCCUUCCCCCGUCCCCUCUCUCCCCUGCCCCCGUCUCCUCUCUCCCCUGCCCCCGUCCCCUCUCUUCCCUGUCCCUGUCCCCUUUCUCCCCUGCCCCCGUCCCUUCUCUCCCCCACCCCCCCAUCCCCCGUCUCCACUGCCCUCAUCCGCCCUAUCUGCCGCCGUGCAUUGUGUGUUGGCAUGGCACCUGUAGGCACUGGCCGCACGGCACCCCUUCCUCUGCCGCCCACCGCAUCUGCCGCUCCCUCCCUUACCGCAUCGUACCCGCUCUCCUCCGCUGCUGCUCGCCCCUCCCCGCCGACCGCCCCUCUUGCCCCCUCGCCCGCGCCCACACCUGCUGCUGCUGCCGCUGCUGCUGCCAGUGCAGCGGGUGGGGCGGCACCGCGGCCGCCCGGGGCAGCAGCGGGGUCGGCAUCUCUGCCUGUGCGCCCCGCCACGGCUCCGCUCACCACCCCCUUGCCCUCCCUCUCCACCGCCGCUCCCAUCGGCAUCGCACGCCCGUCUGCUGCAGCCAAUCCCAUGCUGACAGCUGGCGGCGGGGGCAGCACAGGAGGGGGAUCGGGAGCGCCGACAAUGCUGCUGGGGAUGCCGAGUGGCAUGCGCACGUUUGAGGGGCUGGGAGGGGCGCUGCUGGGCGUGCCGGGGGGCUGGCAUGGCACCAUGCCCGCCUCCACAGGCGCAGCCUCUGGAGGAGGAGCGGUGCCGCUCGGCCGAAUGCCGCCCUCAGGCUCGGGUCUGGUUCGGCCGAACGUACCCAUGGGGGGGUCUGGCCAAGCUGCAGGUGCAGGGUUGCCAAGUACAGGCAUUACAACAGGAGGAGGUGGUGGGGUGGGUGUGCCUGGCGCAGCAGCGGGGUCUGGUGGGGCUGCAGCAGGGGGCAUGGGGGACUUUGGUGGUGCUGGCGCCCCUUCCCACGCAGGGCCAGCAGCGAUGGGCGGGGCAGAGGUGGCAGGGGGGGGUGGAGGAGGAGCGCUAUCGGCACUGGGCGCCACCAUGGGUGCAGCAGGGCCCAUAGCAGCGCCGCAGAUGAGAGGAGCCUACGCUGCACCGUCCCCGGGCAACCUUGGGCAGGUGGCAUCUGCUCAGAUGCACCUGGCCACGAGCCCCCCCCAGUACGGCCUGCAGGCCGGCACGGGCGGGUUCUCAGCCCCGUCACCCCCCGUGUUCCAGGCUCCGUCGCCCGCCCUGUCGUACAACGCUCCCUCGCCACAGCUCAUGCACGCCUCCCACCCGCACUCGCCCAUGCUCCCCCUGCAGCACCAGCAGCAGCUGCAGCAGCAACAGGCAGCCUCGCCCAUGGUCCCCGGUGGUGGGGGAGGACCGGGGCACGGGGGCCCGCAGCUUCUGCAGCAGCCGAUGGCAUCGCUGAGUCAGCAGAGGCAGAUGCAGCGACUGCACCUGCAGAGGCAGAGGCAGCAGCAGCAGCAGCAACAACAACAGCAGCAACAGCAACAGCAGCAACAGCAGCAGCAGCAGCAACAGCAUUUCAACUAG
Molecule: messenger RNA, 4614 nt
Organism: Closterium sp. NIES-65
Lineage: Eukaryota; Viridiplantae; Streptophyta; Zygnematophyceae; Desmidiales; Closteriaceae
Source: the annotation of a GenBank genome assembly